Messenger RNA from Hyaena hyaena (striped hyena), 944 nucleotides. RefSeq names its product B9 domain containing 1 (gene B9D1). Gene Ontology annotation, biological process: cilium assembly. Gene Ontology annotation, cellular component: MKS complex. The transcript is spliced from 7 exons. The record is from RefSeq and is a predicted model, not a curated record. Bases 121 to 735 code for a protein of 204 amino acids. NCBI's taxonomy places the organism in Eukaryota, Metazoa, Chordata, Mammalia, Carnivora, Hyaenidae.
GAAAGUGCCGCUCUGAAGAAACGUGUCCCAUGCGCCACGCCGUCUGUUUCCAGGGCAACCCAGAGUCUCCUAGCAACCCCGCGCGCAGCCUGGGUCGUUUCCAGGUGCCCCCAGCCUGCCAUGGCGGCCGCGGGUCCCAGCGUCUUCCUACUCAUGGUCAACGGGCAGGUGGAGAGCGCCCAGUUUCCCGAGUACGACGAUCUCUACUGCAAGUACUGCUUUGUGUACGGCCAGGACUGGGCCCCCACGGCGGGUCUGGAGGAGGGCAUCUCACAGAUCACAUCUAAGAGCCAAGACGUGCGGCGGGCGCUGGUGUGGAACUUCCCCAUCGACGUCACCUUUAAAAGCACCAAUCCCUACGGCUGGCCACAGAUCGUGCUCAGCGUGUAUGGACCGGACGUGUUUGGGAACGACGUGGUCCGAGGCUAUGGGGCAGUGCACCUGCCCUUCUCGCCCGGCAGGCACAAAAGGACCAUCCCCAUGUUUGUCCCAGAAUCCACGUCUAAACUGCAAAAGUUUACAAGCUGGUUCAUGGGCCGGCGGCCCGAGUACACAGACCCCAAGGUGGUGGCCCAGGGUGAAGGCCGGGAAGUGACCCGCGUCCGCUCUCAGGGCUUUGUCACACUCCUCUUCAACGUGGUGACCAAGGACAUGAGGAAGCUGGGCUACGACACUGGGCCUUCUGACACGCAGGGCAUCUCAGGGCCCAGCCCGCCACAGGGACUGCCCCGGUGAAGGCAUCCAGCCCCCGCCCCCGCCCGCUGGAUCCCCGGUCCACUAGAUCAGGCCCCGCCCACCGGAUCCGGCCAGGUGGCCCUUCGGACAAAGCGGAUUGUCCUUCCAGAGAGUCGGCCCCGGAUACAUCUGCUUGACGUGCAGCCUCAUGGGACUGGGGGGGUGGGGGGUAGAGAUUUUCUAUAAUAAAGCCUCACCUUUUCACAGAA